AUGGGUACACUUCGAGACCUGCAGUUUGCCCUGCAGCUGAAGAUUGAGGAGCUUCGCCAGAGGGAUACACUCAUUGAUGAGCUAGAACUGGAGAUGGAUGCCAAGGAUGACUUGAUUCGAAGGUUGCAGGGUGAACUGGACCGCUACAGGGCCACCAUCAUCACACCCCCAGGGUCUUCUGGAGCUAGUGCAGGGUAUUCUGCACAGUGUGAAGAGUCCCAGAGAGCCAAAAGAAAGACCAUAUUGUCAGAGCCCGUCACGCUGAAUCCAAGGCAACUUGCCCUGGCCAGCCUGAAAAGCUACAACAAAAACCAACAAACCAGUAAAGCAACAUGGGUAACCCUUCUUUUCCAUGUGAGAAGGUCAGAGGAAGAUGCAGCUCUCCUCUCCAACGUGUCUCUUAGUGAAUUCCAGGUCAUAUGCAAUCUAGGAGAGGGGGAAAUCGGUCAUUCAGAGCUGGUACAGCUUAAGACCAAAAUUAACUGUCUGUUCACCUUGAGGGUGUUGAGGAAGCAUCAGAUCCUAAGCACUGGUCAACAGAAGCGCAUCCUGAGGGAAAGACACAUCCUCAUGGCAGCUCAUAGUCCAUUCAUCGUCAGGCUACACCGUACCUUUAGAGAUGCGAAGUGCUUGUACAUGCUGACCGAAGCUUGUCUAGGUGGUGAGCUCUGGAGUCUACUGAAUAACAGAGGCUCGUUUGAUGACAGCAGCACACGUUUUUACACUGCCUGUGUUGCUGAGGCCCUCAUCUUCUUGCACCACAACGGUAUCAUCUACAGGGAUCUGAAGCCUGAAAAUGUAGUUCUGGACCAGCGCAGAUAUGCCAAAGUGGUGGGGUUUGGUUGUGCUAAGAAAGUGGGCUUGGGUAAGAAAACGUGGACGUUCUGUGGCACGCCUGGCUAUGUUGCCCCAGAGAUCAUCCUGAACAAGGGCCACGGUGUAUCUGUAGAUCUCUGGUCUCUGGGCGUCUUCGUGUUUGAGCUGCUGAGUGGAAGUCUCCCAUUCUGUGGCCCUGAUCCUAUGAAUACGUUCACAGCCACCAUCCGUGGGAUUGAUCUGGUUGAAUUCCCCAAAACCAUCAGUAAGAGUGCCUCAAGUCUGAUCAAGAAGCUUUGCAGGAACAACCCAGCAGAAGGACUGGGGAAUCAGAGAAACGGGGCCAAGGACAUCCAGAAGCACAAGUGGUUUGAAGGUUUCAACUGGGAAGGACUUCACAAAGGCACUUUGUCUCCAUCGAUCAUACCCAAAUUAAUCAGUCACUUGGAGGACAGCAAAUUGGACCCCUUAACUGGCAUCGUUGAGGACUCACCAGCUGUAUAGGAGUCAGUCUGAGACAUGGAUUUCUGUUGAAUUGAAACAUUUUGUAUAAUUUUGAUCUAGGUUGAAUGCUAUACACGAACUGAUACAAAAAUAGUUUUUGGUACCGGAAAUAAAUUAUACAAAGGAGACAGAGAAAUGGAAUUUCAUUGUGUUCAACAUUAUUUUAU
Messenger RNA from Coregonus clupeaformis (lake whitefish), 1487 nucleotides. Its product is annotated as cGMP-dependent protein kinase 1-like. Gene Ontology annotation, biological process: protein phosphorylation. The coding region runs from base 1 to 1320 and encodes 439 amino acids. The record is from RefSeq and is a predicted model, not a curated record. The transcript has 11 exons. Lineage: Eukaryota; Metazoa; Chordata; Actinopteri; Salmoniformes; Salmonidae. Gene Ontology annotation, molecular function: cGMP-dependent protein kinase activity; ATP binding.